Molecule: messenger RNA, 2194 nt
Organism: Carassius auratus (goldfish)
Lineage: Eukaryota; Metazoa; Chordata; Actinopteri; Cypriniformes; Cyprinidae
Product: lysophosphatidic acid receptor 1-A-like
Exons: 5
Coding region: 554-1600 (348 amino acids)
Biological process (GO): G protein-coupled receptor signaling pathway
Cellular component (GO): membrane
Molecular function (GO): lysophosphatidic acid receptor activity
Source: RefSeq, a predicted model, not a curated record
UGAGUGAGUGCGCGCGCCCGAGGAGAGCACGAGCCGAGCAGAGACAUGAGCCUCGGUCCGAAUCGACCGGACUGAACUGAUCACGAGCGGCGGAGCGGCGCGAGGACACCGUGAGUACCGUGGAGCUCCGAACUUUUCCCGCACUUUCAGCAGCUUUGUGCGGCUCAGAGAGUUUCAGCAGCGCAUCUAUGACUCAGUUUGUCCUUGUGGGGGUUGACUCUGAGGUUUUUGAGGUGAUAACAGAGUUACUGGAAUCCUCCAGCUGCGGCGUCCAAUCACCAGGCGGCUGAGGCCAGAGGUGCGCUGUGAUUGGUGGAGCUCCUCUCAGUGGGAGGUGUGGAGGUCAGGUUUCUCUGGUCAGUGUGUGAUCUCUUCGUUCUGACGAGACACUUGUGUGCAGUUUAACCAGCUCUCAGCCCAAUCUCAACAAACUGGCAGUCAGAAAAUAAAUAGAUCUGGUUCUUCAGACAGACCGGCUUCAUGAGUGACCUCUGACCCGUGAAGCCCCUCCCCUCCAGUCCCGUCCAAUCGCGCGCUUCCUGUGUUCGUCACGAUGCUCUGCUACGAUCACGAGAACGUGAGCUUCUUCUACAACCACAGCAAGAAGAACAUCAGCGAACAGUGGCACACCAAAGACGUGGUGGUGGUGUCUCUGGGACUGCUAGUCUCCGCCUUCGUCAUCUUCACCAACAUCCUGGUCAUGCUGGCCAUCUUCAUGAACCGCAGGUUCCACUACCCCAUCUACUACCUGCUGGGGAACCUGGCGGCGGCCGACCUGUUCGCAGGCAUCUCCUACAUGUACCUGAUGUUCCACACGGGCCCCUGGACCAUCAAGCUGUCCGUGCAGCAGUGGUUCGUGCGGCAGGGCUUGGUGGACACCAGUCUGACGGCGUCGGUCAUUAAUCUGAUGGCCAUCGCGCUGGAGCGCCACCAGACCAUCUUCACCAUGCAGCUGCACAGUAAGAUGACCAACCACCGGGUGGUGCUGCUGAUCGUGGGCAUCUGGCUCAUCGCCAUCGUGCUGGGUCUGGUGCCCUCCAUGGGCUGGAACUGCCUCUGUGACGUCCAGCUGUGCUCCAACAUGGCUCCGCUCUACAGCCGCAGCUACCUGGUGUUCUGGGCCGUGCUCAACCUGCUGACCUUCACCGUCAUGGUGGCCGUCUACACGCGCAUCUUCGUCUACGUGCGCCACAAGAGCCGCCGCAUGAGCCAGCACACCUCGCAGGUCAAGCACAAGGAGACGGUGGUCAACCUGAUGAAGACCGUCGUCAUGAUCCUGGGAUGUUUCGUGGUGUGCUGGACGCCGGGGCUGGUGCUGCUGCUCCUGGACGGUUUGUGUAAAUCCUGCAAAGUCCUGACCUACGAGAAGUUCUUCCUGGUGCUGGCCGAGUGCAACUCCUUCAUGAACCCCAUCAUCUACUCCUACCGGGACAACGACAUGCGGGACACCUUCAAACGGCUCCUGUGCUUCCCGUGUGUGGGGUGGCAGCAGAAGGACGGGCAGUCGGGUGUCCGCUUCAACACCCUGGAGCAAGAGGUACUCUCAGAGAGCGACGGGACCAGCGCGCCUGCAGCAAACCAUCGCUCGAGCACACGCUAAAGCUGAACUCUGUGCUCCUGCCAUCACUUAUCAUAGUCUAGCCGUCAAACAUGAGCCGCAGUGUUUGUCUGUCUGUGCAGUUUUAUAGCAAAGUGGCAUUUUAGCAUUGCUUCUCCAUUUGCACAAACUCAACCCCCCCCACACACACACGCAUAUAUAUAUAUAUAUAGUGUAUGUAUGUAUGUAUAUACUUUUACAUUUGUACAAACUCAAUCACUAACACUAGCAUUUACAGAAGCUUGUGCCUUGCCAGAAAAUGUAAAGACAACUCUUUAUCUUACCAUUCUGACUCUCUUUCCUUGCAAUUCUGACAUGUAAACUUGCAGUGGCUGGAUAGGAACAAAUAUCUUUAACAGGAUCGUGAAAUAUGAGCCCAGAAUUCUGAGGACAAAUGCCAGGAAUCCAAUAUGUAAAUGAAAAAAAAAUUGUGAGAAAAAAAAUUGUGAGAUGUAAACUCAGAAUUCCAUGGAAAAAAGAAUUCCAAGGAAUUUGAGUGAUGAAUUCUGAGGAGUAAAAAUAUUGAGAUGUAAACUAAAAAAAGAUAAAAUCACACACACACACACACACACACACACACAUAUAUAUAUAUAUAUA